Messenger RNA from Meyerozyma guilliermondii ATCC 6260, 762 nucleotides. RefSeq lists its product as uncharacterized. NCBI's taxonomy places the organism in Eukaryota, Fungi, Ascomycota, Pichiomycetes, Serinales, Debaryomycetaceae. The transcript has a single exon. Gene Ontology annotation, molecular function: phosphatidylinositol binding. Gene Ontology annotation, biological process: retrograde transport, endosome to Golgi. The record is from RefSeq and is a predicted model, not a curated record. The coding region runs from base 1 to 762 and encodes 253 amino acids.
AUGCCACUAGAUAUCGAACAGGACAAUAAUCCGUCCUUCUACGGAAGUCGGUCGAUGUUGGCGGACCCCUACGGCCAUAACAAGAACAAGAAAACCACCACAGAAGUGCAUCCGGACUUGGUGAACUCGACGAUAGGACUAUCCAACAAAAUCGUGCAAUUGAUAAACCACCCCAAAGUUCAUGUUGAAAUAGUGGGAUCGGAACUGCUCAUGUCGCUGCUGGUGAUUGUGUAUGCUAUUGAGCUCUCUGCUGGUGAUACAAAUCUGGUUGUAAAACGACGUUAUUCCGAGUUUAGGUCACUUCGUGAUGGCAUAACAAGGUUGUACCCGACGGAAGUGAUUCCACCAAUUCCAGGAAAACACUCUUUUCUUACCUAUCUCAUCAAUUCCAUCAACAACUCGAAAGAACUUCUGAUCAUCGAGACCAGAAAACGGUAUUUUUCCCGGUUUCUCUCCGAUAUUUGCACCCAUCCUCGUCUAAGACAAUGCCCUUUGGUGCACAAGUUUUUGGACCCAAACUACGAAAUGUGCUGGCAAGACGCCAUGGCAGAACCCCCGAUCCUGAUGGUCCCGAAUAACCUUUUGCGGGCCAAUCCAAUGAAUCCUACCGAUCAAAAUGGCCUCUAUUCUCUCCUUCCAAUCGUCAACGGUUACGACUAUACGGGGCCAGAUCACUUGAGUAACUUGAAGAAAGUGGGUGACGACUUGGCUAAAAGCACAACCAUUAUCAGCACGCAAAUUGGGAGGCGAUUUCGAGAAUAG